Molecule: messenger RNA, 1877 nt
Organism: Cannabis sativa
Lineage: Eukaryota; Viridiplantae; Streptophyta; Magnoliopsida; Rosales; Cannabaceae
Product: putative FBD-associated F-box protein At5g56690
Exons: 3
Coding region: 205-1704 (499 amino acids)
Molecular function (GO): protein binding
Source: RefSeq, a predicted model, not a curated record
ACAAAAUAAACAAUGACACUAAAGAGAUAAUGUGAGAUAAGAAUGAUGUCGUUUUGGAGAAAGAUGUUGUUAUGUUUGACAAGAUUAUUGUCGUUUCUUCAGUAACAUUGUCGUUUCUCUCUCCUUCUACAAUGGCCACAUUGAUUCUUUCUGGUAAAAGCUAAACCCUAGAACUCAAUUCAAAGCUCAAACCUUUACCCAACCAUGGAACCACCAUCACCACCGUCCUCCUUCUUGCCGGAGCCACUCAUUCACAAAAUCCUAGCUCAUCUCCCACCAAAGGACGCCAUUAGAGCUUCAGCUUCCUCCAAAACAUGGCGUUCAGCCUGGCUUUCCUCUCCCAUUCUCUCCAUCGACGAAACUAAACUACCUUUCAAAGCCACACAUUUCUUCGAUUACGCCCACCGAAGCUUAGCCCUCUGGCUCGAACGCUGCAACCACAGGGGUUUCAACGUCCACAAAUUCUCUCUCUGCGCCAACAUCACCGACGACCAAUCCUUCUCUCGCUUCGUUCAGCUCGUAUCCAUGGCUAUUAAGCGUGAUUUUAAGGUAAUUGAACUUCAAAGCUGUUCUGAUGAAUUCUGGGUUCUCUUUAAUUCAACUCCUUUGUGGUUACUUCUUUUUGAACCCAAACUGCUCGACGUUUUGUCUCUGAAAAGCUUUGGUAUUUUAAUUGCUGGUUCUUUAGUGGGAGUCUCUUCUUUGAAGAAGCUUAUACUCAGUUGUUCAUGUAUAGAUGAUAAUAGUUUGAAGAAUUUGUUGUCAUGUUUUCCUUUGUUGGAGAAUUUAGUAUUGGAUUAUUGCUUUGGUUUCUCUGAGCUUCAUAUUUCUUGCCCUAAACUUAGAACAUUAGAGGUCAAAUACUAUGGCAUUUCGGCCCCGAAUGUUGUGAUCAAAGCCGAAAAGCUUGAGUCUUUUGUGUACAUUAGGGCUUUGAAUUCUCCUGGUGUUGUUAGGUUUUUGAAUUGUAGAUUACUAACGAGUUUACAAAUUGAGCGAGCGGAUUUCGGUCAGCCUGAUGCCAUUGAUGAUUACAUCAAGCAAAUUCCUUUGCUUGAGAAUUUGGCAUUGCUUGAUUGUGGAUUGACUGGGACUGGGAGUUUUGUGAUCUCUCAUUCGAAUCUCAAGAGUUUGAGGAUUCAAAGUUGUUGGGGGUUGUUGAAAGCUGAGAUCAACACUCCUAAUCUUUGUUGUUUUAGAUAUUGUGGGAUUAUUUUUCAGUUGUCAACAUUUAGAUACUCUUCUUCUGGAUUGGUUAAGGCUGAAAUUGAAUUGGCAACGGGCUCUAUUGAGCGAACCGAAUGGUUUUGGUUCGUUGAGCUGAGAAACUUCCUUGAAAUCUUUAGCAAAUGCAAUGCAUUGAAGCUGCAUUGUUACAUACAUGGAUUUACUGAAGAACUUAGGGAUUAUAAUUUGCUUCCUGAUCCUUUUUACGAGGCGAAACACUUAACUAUUACAAACCGAAAACUCCCAAUAGCAGAUUAUGCUCGUCUUGUCGGUGCAAUGAUGAAGCUUUUUCCUUGUGUAGAAACACUAGUUCUUAAGACAGAGUGUGCUAAAAUCUUCAUCGAGUUUAAUGAAGAUGGAUCUUUGUCUUUGAAAUAUGAAGAAAUAAGCAACAUGUGUGAUAGUGAUGAAUAUGACAGAAUAUUUGAGUCUAUCAUUGUGGUCAUAAAUGAUAUAGAGAAGGUUAGCCAAGUUUAAGAAUACACAAACUUAAUUAAGUUAUUAACAAACGAACCAACUAAAGGGUUGUUUUUAUCAAUCAUGUUAAAUGUAUUUGUAUAUUUAUUAUGAGUAAGGCAAAAUUCUUUAUAUUUAUUAUUGUUUAAAUUAUUAUCAAUAAUAAUAAUUAAGUUAAACUCAGUCCUUUUAAA